CCUCUCAAAAUUAUCAAAAUUCUCUCCAUACUCCAUUUAUAUAUAAAUAUAUCCAUCAGUUUCCCCUCCAUUAUUAACCCCAAUCACUUAAAUUCUCCUUCCCCAUCUGGGUUUGAUCUAUACAUGUCUGUCACCAGCGAUCAGUGGCCCCAAUUCUACCACGGCGGCGCCGAUUCCACGGCCCUCCCACACGGCGGUUCCACCAAUGCUAAUUCCAAGCCCACCAGACGGCGCUCCCGAGCUUCUCGGAAGGCGCCCACCACGCUCCUGAACGCCAGCACCGCCAAUUUCCGGGACUUGGUGCAGCAGUUCACCGGCUUCCAGGCCGCCGGCGCCACCGUGCCCUUGGGCGCCCACAAGGGCCCCGUCAACCUCAGCUUCGGCCACCCCGGAGAUGAGCCGCUGCACACCCUCAACCACCCCUCUGGCUCUGUUAUGCUCCCUUUCUCCGACGCCCGCCAUUUUCACUACCGCCAGCCGCCGGUGGAGCACCAAUUCGCCUACCCGCCGGAAAACAGGAGCGGCAGCGGCGAUGGGCUUUCUCGGCCGGCGUCGGAACUCGUCGAAAUUCAGAAUCUGAUGGACGAGGACGAUGAUUUGAAUUACGAUCUGCAGGAAUUGGCCAUGGAAUUUUCCUCUUCCAAUGGGAAUGGGAAUUACGGCGGUGGCUACUUCCCCUGAUUCAAUCAAUGCAAUGUAAUGUGAACAAGAAAGAGGGCUCAUUAAGUUAAUUAGUAGGUGUCCAAAUUUAUUUUAUUUAAUCCACUUUUUUUUUUUUCUUUCAAUAUAUCCUGCUAUACGUCAAUGUUAAUUAAAGCAAUAGCUUCUUCUUCUUCUUAAUUCUCAAAUGGAAACUGAAGUUAGUUUUAAGAACAGUUUUCAGAUAUGUUACCAAUAUGAACACUGCUACAGAUGGUCAAAGUCAAGGACGAAACUCUACUACUAGUCAAAGUCAGUGAUCACCGUUGAUGGUUAUUUAUCUUUUCAAGAAAAAAAAAAAGUAAUUUAACCUUGGUGGUGGUUGUUGUUGUUGCUGCUGCAGCAUCAUUAAACGAUGGCGUUGUGGUCCAAGUGUUGACUUGAAUUAAGUGAGCAAAUGAAGAGACAAAUUUAUAAGAUUAAGAUUAAGAGGAA
Molecule: messenger RNA, 1134 nt
Organism: Momordica charantia (bitter melon)
Lineage: Eukaryota; Viridiplantae; Streptophyta; Magnoliopsida; Cucurbitales; Cucurbitaceae
Product: VQ motif-containing protein
Source: RefSeq, a predicted model, not a curated record